AUGAAGCCAUGGUCACAGUGCAACAGCAUGCUCCCCCUCAGUGGCCAUCCCCCCGACCGCCCCAACCGUAAACGCACGGCAUCCGAGCACCAGCUCCUCGCCGGCUCACCACAGGACUCUGACGUAGAGCAGGGCAAGCAGAAGAUGAAGCUGGCGCCUCUCACACGGACUUUACUCCUCUCUCUCGGCUGCUCACUCUUGGGUCUCGGCGGACCUGUCUCGGGAGCUGACCAGAUGAAGUAUCCUGGCCGGAAACCUCCGUCCCCCUCUGACUUCCUGGACAAGCUCAUGGGAAGAACCUCAGGCUAUGAUGCUCGCAUCAGACCAAACUUCAAAGGUCCUCCUGUUAACGUCACCUGCAACAUCUUCAUAAACAGCUUUGGGUCCAUCACAGAAACUACAAUGGACUAUCGCUUGAACGUGUUCCUGCGGCAGCAGUGGAAUGACCCUCGGCUGGCCUACAAAGAGUACCCAGACGACUCCCUGGACCUGGACCCCUCUAUGCUGGACUCCAUCUGGAAGCCUGAUCUUUUCUUUGCCAACGAGAAGGGGGCCAACUUCCAUGAGGUCACCACUGACAACAAGCUGCUGCGUAUCUUUCAGAAUGGAAACGUCUUGUACAGCAUCAGGUUAACUCUAAUCCUGUCCUGUCCAAUGGAUCUAAAGAACUUCCCUAUGGAUAUCCAGACGUGCACCAUGCAGCUUGAGAGUUUUGGCUACACCAUGAAUGAUCUCAUAUUCCAGUGGCUGGAUGAGGGUCCAGUGCAAGUGACAGAUGACCUGGUGCUACCCCAGUUUGUGCUCAAAGAGGAGAAGGACUUAGGCUACUGCACCAAGUACUAUAACACAGGAAAAUUCACUUGCAUCGAGGUGAAGUUUCACCUGGAGCGCCAGAUGGGUUAUUACCUGAUCCAGAUGUACAUCCCCAGCCUCCUCACGGUCAUCCUCUCCUGGGUCUCCUUCUGGAUCAACAUGGACGCCGCACCUGCCAGAGUAGGCCUGGGCAUUACCACCGUGCUCACCAUGACAACACAAAGCUCUGGCUCCAGAGCUUCACUUCCCAAGGUGUCCUACGUGAAGGCCAUAGACAUCUGGAUGGCAGUCUGCCUGCUCUUCGUGUUCGCCGCUCUGCUGGAGUACGCCGCUGUCAACUUCGUCUCCCGGCAACACAAAGAGUUCUUCAGACUCAGGAGGAAGCUGAAAGAGGAGCAGCGUCUCAGAGAGGCGAGUGCAGCAAACUCGAAAGCGAAGAGCAACAAUGGCCUGCAGGGAAACAACCCUUCUAACAAGGGAUGCCAGAAGCACUGCAGUGCCUGUGCACGGGAAGAGCAGCUGGGUCAGGAGAAUCAGCCCUUCUACCUCAACGCGUUUGGCACGGAGCCGUGCAUGAUUGGGGGAGAUGGGCCCCUGUCGGAGACGGCGGCCAUGUACGCAGCCCUGCCCCCUGGACACUCGCUCUUUGAAAUACGCAGGCGUUUCAUUGAGCGGGCGAAGCGCAUUGACACCAUCUCCCGAGCAGUCUUUCCACUGAGCUUCCUACUUUUCAAUGUGCUCUACUGGUUCACUUAUAAAGUGCUCCGUCACGAGGACGUGCAUGCAUCGGGAUGA
Sardina pilchardus (European sardine) is the source of this 1608-nucleotide messenger RNA. RefSeq names its product glycine receptor, alpha 4b (gene glra4b). Gene Ontology annotation, biological process: nervous system process; regulation of membrane potential; response to amino acid. Gene Ontology annotation, cellular component: synapse; plasma membrane; neuron projection. Gene Ontology annotation, molecular function: excitatory extracellular ligand-gated monoatomic ion channel activity; chloride channel activity; glycine binding. The record is from RefSeq and is a predicted model, not a curated record. Bases 1 to 1608 code for a protein of 535 amino acids. The transcript is spliced from 10 exons. Lineage: Eukaryota; Metazoa; Chordata; Actinopteri; Clupeiformes; Clupeidae.